Messenger RNA from Emiliania huxleyi CCMP1516, 2042 nucleotides. RefSeq lists its product as hypothetical. The transcript has 5 exons. Bases 14 to 1021 code for a protein of 335 amino acids. The record is from RefSeq and is a predicted model, not a curated record. NCBI's taxonomy places the organism in Eukaryota, Haptophyta, Isochrysidales, Noelaerhabdaceae. Gene Ontology annotation, molecular function: kinase activity.
UUCAGGCUUACAAAUGUCAGGUUUCGUCGUGUGCCUGGGCGAGACGCUCUUCGACUCGACGCCGGCCGGCAUCUUCCUCGGCGGCGCGCCCGGCAACGUCGCGGUCCACCUCUCCCAGCUCGGAGCAAAGGUCGAGUUUGCCUCUCGCGUCGGCGACGACUUGCUCGGCCGCGAAGCGCGGCGCCGGCUCUCGUCCUACGGCGUCGGGGUGUCGCUCCUCCAAUCCGAGACGACACCGCCGCGCUCGGGCGGUGGCGGCGGCGCGGGCGACGGCCCCGGCGGGUGCGAGACGGGCUUCGUGCUGUGCGAGAUUGCGCCGAAUGGUGACGCCACGUACACCUUCAACGAGCCAGCCGCGUGGGACGUGCUCGCGGCGGAGCCGGCCCUCCUCUCUGCGGUCGCCGCCGCGCGGUGCGUGGUGCACGGCUCCCUCGCGCUGCGCGCGCCGGUGACGCGCAGCACGCUCGUCUCGGUGGUCGGCGCGGCGAAGCGGCGCGUCUUCGACGUCAACCUGCGGCCGCCGCACGUGGACGAGCCGGCCAUCGCCUCCGCCGCCGCAGGCGCAUGGCUCAUCAAGCUCAACGACGACGAGCUGCCGGAGCUCGCCCGCAUGCUGGGUCUCGAGGCGGGUGCCGUCGGCGACGACGCCGCCGAGCGCGCCUCUGCGGCGCAGCUCGCCACGGCGACCGGCGCGGCGGCCGUCUGCGUCACGCGCGGCGCAAAGGGCGCGGCGCUGUGGGUGGCUGGCCGCGAGGGCGAGGGGGAGUGGUCGCAGCACAGCGGCUUCGCAGCGGCGGUGGACGCGCGCGACACGAUCGGCGCGGGCGACUCCUUCCUCGCCUCGCUCAUCCUCUCUCUCCUCCCCGACGAGCCAGCCUCCCCCGGGGUGCGGCACGAGCUCGACGCCACCGACGCGCUCGCCCGCGCGUGCGCCAUCGGCGCCUUCGUCGCGAGCAUGCCCGGCGCCACGCCAAAGCACGACGCUGACGCCAUCGAGCGGAUCCGCGCUUUCGCGCCGUGAGCAUGACAGGGCGCGGCGGGGCGUGGCCGCCGCCGCCCGCAGGGGCCAGUGCGAGUGCCGCGAUGCCCAGUGCCCGCGCCUCGAACCGCGGUGUGAAUGUGAUAAUGAAAAGAGAGCGCGUUGGGCGUGAGAUGCAGCGAGAUAUUGAGAGAGGCAGUAGGCAGCAGAGCACACCCACACGCCAGGCUGCACAUACAGAUGUAUACACACCCAAAAAUAUAUUUAUUUAUUUCGUAUGGACAAGAGAAAAAAAUCAUCGAAAGAGAAAGUCUCAACAAUUGCAAGAAGAAAGACUAAAAAGAAGAGAGAGUCUCUGUGGGAGGGUCCCGCGCUCCCGGUAGCGUGCAUGCACACGCACAUGUACAUGUUAUGCUAAGGCCGAGUCGCGAGUGCAUGUGCAACACACACGGACACAGACACACACCGCGCACACGCUGAGGCUGAGAGUGCCCACCCCCGACAGACGCACGACACACGGCGGUCGGCGGCGCCGACGGCCGAGGAUACGGUGGGAGACGAACAGACCUGUAGAGGCUCUACAGAGCUCAGAGGUCUCGGCCCAGUCACGGCGCUCACGCGCGGGAGCCGGGACAGCAGCCGUCGGGUCCGGGGACGUCACACCUGGCUACACCUCACGGCUUCGCACGGAGCCGAGGCACAUCCGCAUCGCCGCGACCGCAGGCAGGAUGGACCCCGCGCCGUGGACGUCGGUGUUGGCCAGCUCGGCCUCCGUGGCCAGCGCAUGCUUGAACGAGACGUAAAAGAGGACGCGCUCCACGGGCUCCUCGGGCAGCGACGUGCGGUCCGGCGGCGCGACGUGUGGCCCGCCGCAGUGGAGCGUGCGGCUGUCGUACAGCGUGCAGUCCCCCGAACGCAGCAGCGCCACGACCGACGGGGCCCCCUCGAGCAAGUCCGACUCUGGCGUGCCGCGCUCGUGCUCGCGCUCGAGCUCGCCGUGCAACCGCAAGCAGUUGUGCGUGUGUGGCAGGAAGCGCGUCGGGCCCUGAUGCGCCGAGAUGUC